Molecule: messenger RNA, 522 nt
Organism: Oldenlandia corymbosa var. corymbosa
Lineage: Eukaryota; Viridiplantae; Streptophyta; Magnoliopsida; Gentianales; Rubiaceae
Source: the annotation of a GenBank genome assembly
AUGAUCGAAUACAAGGAGCUCCUUGAAGCUUGUGAGAGCGUCGACGUUACGAAAACGGCCGAUGAGGCUUUCGAGUUUGCUAGAGUUCUUGAUGAGGCCGGCGUCGUUUUGCUCUUCAGAGAUAAGGUUUAUCUACAUCCGGACGAGGUGGUUGACUUGGUUAGAAAAGCUGGUCCUCUUACACUGUUACCUGACAAUGACCCUUGCAAGGAUGAGAUGAACCAGCUGCAGGAGAAAAAGGAACAAGUUGACAGGCUUGCGCACAAGCAGGUUUGCUACAUUAUGUGGACAGGUUUAGGCCUGGCAAUGAUACAGGUCGGUUUAUUCUUCCGACUAACAUUCUGGGAGUUCUCUUGGGAUGUUAUGGAGCCAAUUGCAUUUUUCACUACUACAACUGGUAUAGUCAUUGGGUACGCUUACUUCCUGUUCACGUCAAGAGAUCCAACAUACCAAGACUUCAUGAAGAGACUCUUUCUUUUGAGACAGAAGAAGCUCAUCAUGAAGAGUCCAUUUCAAUCUUGA